AAUAAUUUUAACUGUUUAGUGCAUAGAUAUGGUUUAGUGCCAUUUUACUGAUUUGGUUAUGUUAUGUUAUAAAUGAGAACUAUUACUACUAACCGAUGGUCAUCAACGUUAUGAUUAUUUUUAAAAUUGUAAUAUAACUAUUUAUUUACUAUUUACUGCUAUUUUAAUUUUUCAAUUUGUUUACUUUAUGUUACAUUUAUCUUGGGUAUUAAUGUAAAAAGCCGUAUAUUAUUUAUUUAAGACAAAAUGUGUACAGUAACAAUUAAAGGAGUUCCAAUAAAGUUUCCCUUUGAACCAUAUGAUCUUCAAAAGAAAUACAUGGAAAAAGUUGUAGAAUGCCUUCAAAAUGAAUGUAAUGGUGUUUUGGAAUCUCCAACAGGUACAGGAAAAACUUUAUCACUGUUAUGUUCCUCCUUAGCUUGGUUGGAAUUAAAAAAAGCUCAACUGCAAGCUCAACGUCAAAUAGCUAACUUCAAUGAAGAUAAUGAGUAUUUAAAUUCUCUCGAUGUUAUGUUGCAAAAGACUACUGGUAAAAGAAGUGGUAGAUCAUUUUUAGGUUUGCCAACUAUAAUAUACGCUUCACGUACACAUUCUCAGUUAACACAGGCAAUGCAGGAAUUGAAAAAGACUUCUUACAAAUACAUGAAAGCUUAUGUUUUGGCUUCAAGGGAACAGAUGUGUAUUCAUCCUGAAUUAAUGAGUGAAUCAAGUAAUGACUUGAAGCGACAAAUGUGUGACAUAAAAGUAAAAUCAAGAUCAUGUCACUAUUAUAAUCGAGUAGAACAAAAAAAGAAUGACCCAGAGUUAAGUAAAUUAAGUAUUAUCGAUAUUGAGGAUAUGAUAAAGUUAGGAAAUUGUCAUAAAUUUUGUCCUUAUUUUAUGGCAAAGGAAUUGAAACAAGAUGCAGACAUUAUAUUUAUGCCUUACAAUUAUUUGUUAGACCCUAUUUCUCGAAAGGCAAUAGGUGUUGACUUGUCAAACAAUGUAGUUAUCUUAGAUGAAGCUCAUAACAUUGAAAGGACUUGUGAAGAAUCAGCAUCACUUCAAUUGAAAACUUCAGAUAUAGCUUUAGCCAUUGAAGAAGUAACGGCAGUAAUGAAGAUGUUAUCUUCUGAAACUGUCGAUUUCAAUGAUAGUCCUAAGGACUUUGCCGCUGAAGAUUUAUGUGUUUUAAAGCAAAUGCUUCUAGAUUUUGAAAAAGAAAUGGACAGCAUUAAUUUGAAAGGAAAUAGUUCGGAAGGAACAAAUUUCGAUGGAGAUUUUAUUUUUGAACUUCUAUCAAAAGCUGGAAUUCAUGAAAACAAUUGCAGAGCUAUUAUAACUUUACUCUCAAACAUAUCCCAAUUUCUAAAUGUAAUAGCCAGUGGUCCAUUUGCUAGAAGAGGCAUUGGCUUACUGUCGUUUGAAAGAUUCUUAACCAUUGUUUUUAUUGGAACUACUGAGGAAUUCAAACAAAAAGUGAAAAGGUGCUAUAAGGUCCAUGUAAUCGAAGAGCAACCAAAAAAGAAAAAGCCAGACAAUUGGUUGGCAAAAGCUACUGUUAAAGCUGGUGGCAGAAUUUUAAGCUACUGGUGUUUUAGUCCAGGAUUUGGUAUGAAUAUGUUUAUGGAUAAAGGCCUGAAAUGUGUUAUACUGACAAGUGGCACUCUAGCUCCUUUGCGGCCACUGAUUUCUGAAUUGGCAAUAAACAUUCCAGUUUGCCUUGAAAAUCCACACAUUGUGAAAAAUAACCAAGUUUGUGUGAAAAUAGUUUCUACAGGACCAGAUCAAGAGAUACUUAACUGCAACUACCAAAAUAGAGGUAAUAUAAAAUAUAUUGCAUCAGUGGGAAGAAGUAUAUUGAAUCUUGCUAGAAUAAUACCUGAUGGUUUACUGAUAUUUUUUCCAUCAUACCCCAUAAUGCAAAAAUUCCAACAAUAUUGGCAAGAAUCUGGACUUUGGACAAAUAUAAGCCAGCAAAAGAUGAUAUAUGUAGAACCCAAAGAUAAAACUGCUUUCAAUAGUACGAUGGAAGAGUAUUACAUGAAAAUAAAAGAUGUCAGCGCAAAAGGAGCCAUAUUUAUGGGUGUUUGUAGAGGAAAAGUUUCUGAAGGUCUAGAUUUUGCGGAUGCAAAUGGCAGAGCUGUUAUUGUGAUAGGAUUACCUUAUCCUCCUUUGAUGGAUCCUAAAAUAGUAUUGAAAAAGCAAUACUUGGAUCUGUGCCACACUGCAGAUAAAGAGUAUUUAAGAGGAGACGAAUGGUACUCUUUGGAAGCUACAAGAACUGUUAACCAAGCCAUCGGCCGAGUUAUCAGACAUCGUAAUGAUUAUGGAGCUAUAAUAUUGCUUGAUGCUAGGUUUAAUAAUUUUAAAAUAAAAAAUCAGAUAUCCAGAUGGCUGAGAGACAAUAUCAAAGUUAUAAAUAAUUUUGGAGAAAUUAUGAGAGAUCUUAAAGCUUUCUUUAAAAUUGCUGAAUUGAAUUUUCCAGUUUGCGAACCAAAGAGUAGCCCACUAGCUUCAGUAGCGGAAGCAGUUCCUAACAUUUCCAAACAAUCCAAUUUUGACUUUAGCACAAGUUCAGUUGCUGGCUCUAGUAUAUCAAAUUCUGGAGAGGUCGUCAUACAUAAAAGAAGUACAAAAGAAGACCUUUUCAACCCAAUGAAAAGGAAAAAAAUUAACUUAAUCCCUAACACGUCAAAUGUAGAAAAUACAGGUCCGCAGGAAUACAUGACGAUGGUUAGAAAGGCUUUGGAUCCUGCAUCACUCACAAAUUUCAUUUGUGCUUUGAAGAUGUAUGGUGAUACUUUAAAUUUUAGUAAAUUCAUAAAUUUAAUAGAUGAAAUUUUCCGAACUAAACAUCAAUUAAAAUACCUCAUUCUGGGUUUAGAUCCUUACAUUAAAAAUUGCCAUAAAGAUGAUUACAAUAAAUAUUGUGAACAUUUAAAACAAUACUUGUAAACUACUUUUUAUAUUUUAUUUUGUAACAAAAAAUGGGCAAG
This is a messenger RNA of Anoplophora glabripennis (Asian longhorned beetle), 2978 nucleotides long. It is a transcript of the gene Rtel1, whose product is annotated as regulator of telomere elongation helicase 1 homolog. Gene Ontology annotation, cellular component: nucleus. The coding region runs from base 247 to 2937 and encodes 896 amino acids. The record is from RefSeq and is a predicted model, not a curated record. Gene Ontology annotation, biological process: DNA recombination; regulation of double-strand break repair via homologous recombination; negative regulation of t-circle formation. Lineage: Eukaryota; Metazoa; Arthropoda; Insecta; Coleoptera; Cerambycidae. Gene Ontology annotation, molecular function: DNA polymerase binding; DNA binding; DNA helicase activity. The transcript has 10 exons.